AUGCCCACGCCGACCAUCUCGCCGCCGAACUUGGGCCCGCCGGCGUACAUCUCCUCGUUCGGGUUCUUCCCGCGGCCGUCGUUCUCCGCGCGCGCGCGGAGAGAGAGUCCGCGCGCGCGAGGGACGCUGCGGUUCAAGGACGCGCACACGGGCGUGGACGUCCUCCUCGUCGGAACGAUGCACUACAACCCGGCGUCGAUCGAGCUCGCGGCCGCGUCCGUCCGCGACCUGUCAUCCGCGAACGCACUCCGCGCGAUCGUCCUGGAGACGUGCCCGACGCGAUGGGCGAAGACGCGAAGGAUGCAGCCGCGCGGCUCGUUCCUGCGCAUGCUCCUGGACAACGAGUUCCAGGCCGCGGUCGAGGCGCGCGACGGCGGCGAUCGCGACGUCGUCCAUUCGAUCCCGAUCGUGCUGGGCGAUCAGAAGAUCGAGGACCUCGGCGCCAGCGCGAAGGCGACGCUGCGCGCGACGUGGGAAGACUUCUCCUCGCCCUUCGACGGCGGAUGGGCGCGGCUGUGGCGCGACUUCGCGGCCGCGUACGCGCGCGAGGUGGACAGCGGCCCGGAGGACGCGGGGUUAUCGCUGAGAGAUCUCGCGACGGACGCGCCGCUCGCGCUCGGGUUGCCGGUGUCGUUCUUCCGGUACCCGCUGGCGUGGAGCGUGAAGUCGCCGAAGGUCAUCGUGCCGUUCGCGGCGUUCGCGUACACGCUGAGCGAGCUUCCGAACUGGUUGUCAGCGGUGCCGCGCGGAGUGGCGCUGGGUGCGAGCGCGCUCGGGGGCGUCGGCGUUCAGAAUCUGCCGUCGGCGGAGGAGUCCGCGGUGUCGAUUCUCUUCUUGGUCUUGGACGUCUUGGAGGUCGUGUUCCUGAGCAGUCUGUUCCUGAAGGCGCUCCUGGCGACGAGGAACGACGUGCUGUCGCGGAGCAUUCGCGAGACGUGCGUCGACGCGGCGAACGCGCGGCUGGCGGCUGGGAGCGGCGACACAGCUGGCGCUGGCGUCGGAACGGUGGUCGCCGUCCUCGGCGCCGCGCACCUGAACGGCGUCCAGCGCAGGCUGAUGGAGGACGCGAGCGAUGGACGCGCGUCGGGGGCGUGCUGGACGGAGCGCGGGGACGAAUACGAGAGGGCCCCGGUCGUCGCGGAGUGA
Messenger RNA from Micromonas pusilla CCMP1545, 1146 nucleotides. RefSeq lists its product as uncharacterized. The record is from RefSeq and is a predicted model, not a curated record. Bases 1 to 1146 code for a protein of 381 amino acids. The transcript is spliced from 2 exons. NCBI's taxonomy places the organism in Eukaryota, Viridiplantae, Chlorophyta, Mamiellophyceae, Mamiellales, Mamiellaceae.